Messenger RNA from Papilio machaon (common yellow swallowtail), 1941 nucleotides. RefSeq names its product homeobox protein orthopedia. Gene Ontology annotation, molecular function: DNA binding; DNA-binding transcription factor activity, RNA polymerase II-specific. The transcript has 8 exons. The record is from RefSeq and is a predicted model, not a curated record. Lineage: Eukaryota; Metazoa; Arthropoda; Insecta; Lepidoptera; Papilionidae. The coding region runs from base 421 to 1428 and encodes 335 amino acids. Gene Ontology annotation, biological process: neuron differentiation; regulation of DNA-templated transcription.
GUUCGCACAAUAAACGAUCCAUUCUAAGGGCGAACCAAUCAAACUGCAAAUUUAUACAAAUUGAUACUAAACGGGUUAUAUUAAUUUUAUAACAAAAAUUAAGUGUGUAAAUAAGUUUGAACGGAGUCGUAAUUAAAACUAAUUGGGUGUAAUAUAGCGUUAAUUGUUUUGUAUAGCGCCGGCUCUUUUUGUUGCGAAUUUGCCCUUUUUUCAUGGGUGUAUUUUUUUUCCAAAUAGUGUUUGAUAUUUGUAAAGUUUCUGGCGGAACUGCGCGGGCGGCUGCAGUGAGCGGGGACUGGUGUGCAAGUGUUGUUUUAUAAUUAAAGAAGACUACAAGUGUUGAAUAUAGCAAAUGAUUUGUGUGCUCGUGUGGACAAAGAUGUCGCUAUAGGGGGUGGCCGGGGGUGGCCCUUUGAGGCCAUGCUCAACAACCUCACCGCCACUGCCUUAGGAGGUCACAAGGAGGCGUGCGGCGAGGACAAGCAGCUGGAGGGCAAGGGCGAGCGCGCGCAUCAUGCGCUGGGCGCGCGCCUGCAUCUCGCACACAUACGCAACGAACACCUGCAAGGCGGGCUGCUUCAGCAACAGUCUCAACAGCCGGCUGGAGCUCACGGGGGGCACGGUGCGCACGGGGGUCACGGGGCGCACGGGGGGCACGGGGGGCACAUGGCGACGGUACCGGUUAGCAUGCCAUCCGCCGCCUCCGACAGCGACAAGCCCACCAAGCAGAAGAGGCAUCGGACGAGGUUUACACCGGCACAACUGAACGAGUUGGAGCGCUGCUUCUCCAAGACCCACUACCCUGACAUCUUCAUGAGAGAGGAGAUCGCGAUGCGCAUCGGACUAACGGAGAGUCGGGUGCAGGUCUGGUUCCAGAACCGUCGGGCGAAGUGGAAGAAGCGCAAGAAGAGUACGAACGUGUUCCGUUCGCCCGGGGCAUUGCUGCCCUCGCAUGGACUCCCGCCCUUCGGCGCCCCAGAUGUCUGCGGGGCGGGCGUCUUCGCCGACAGGCCCUGGUCCAUGCCCUCCGGUCUGGGCCAGUUGUCGCAGUCGGGCGUGUCGAUGGGCGUGGGCGUGUCGGGCUUCGGGUCGGGCGCGCUGCCGCAGCUCGCCGCAGACCUGGCGCCCGCGCAGCAGUACCAACACUACCCGCUCAACUCUAUAGGCGACUCCAUGAUGUCGUACUGCGGGGGCGGGGGCGGCGGAGCCGGGGGUGGAGGCAACGGGGGGGCGCUGGACGGCUCGCCCGCCUCGCCGCACGCGCACUGCAACACCGCCUCGCCCGGCACGCCAGGAGGUGGCGAGUGCGAGGAGCAGUCGUGGCGCGGGCACAGCAUCGCGGCGCUGCGCCGGCGCGCCUCCGAGCUGUCGGCCGCCAUCCCGCCAUAUCUGCAGCUCAACUACGACGCGCACAGCCCCGUCUACUGACCACCUCCGACAUCGCCCCGUCUACUGACCACCUCCGACAUCGCCCCGUCUACUGACCACCUCCGACAGCGCCCCGUCUACUGACCACCUCCGACAUCGCCCCGUCUACUGACCACCUCCGACAGCGCCCCGUCUACUGACCACCUCCGACAUCGCCCCGUCUACUGACCACCUCCGACAGCGCCCCGUCUACUGACCACCUCCGACAUCGCCCCGUCUACUGACCACCUCCGACAGCGCCCCGUCUACUGACCACCUCCGACAUCGCCCCGUCUACUGACCACCUCCGACAGCGCCCCGUCUACUGACCACCUCCGACAGCGCCCCGUCUACUGACCACCUCCGACAUCGCCCCGUCUACUGACCACCUCCGACAUCGCCCCGUCUACUGACCACCUCCGACAUCGCCCCGUCUACUGACCACCUCCGACAUCGCCCCGUCUACUGACCACCUCCGACAUCGCCUCGUCUACUGACCGACAGCAUCCCGCUCAUCACACGGACACCAACAAA